Messenger RNA from Vespula pensylvanica (western yellowjacket), 3975 nucleotides. Its product is annotated as TBC1 domain family member 14-like. The transcript has 3 exons. The record is from RefSeq and is a predicted model, not a curated record. Bases 627 to 2546 code for a protein of 639 amino acids. Lineage: Eukaryota; Metazoa; Arthropoda; Insecta; Hymenoptera; Vespidae.
AUAUUACGUAUGAACGUAAAUAAACAUAAUAAAAGUGCAUAUUUUGAAAUUUGUUGAUUAUAUAUAUAUAUACAUAUAUAUAUAAAGGUGGACCAAUCAAAAUGUUGGUACUUCAGAAUAUGCGAGGUUAACAUUUAACAAAUGCAUCCAUUCAAUAUGGCGUAUAUGCACUAUAGACUGUACUCUUCGCCUUCGUUUUCAAUAAUCAAGACAUGUCCCGUCCAAUGUCCGUAAGUAUUAAGAAUACGGCAUAAAGAUAAAUUAAGUUUUCGGACAGGUAGUGAUCGCCGUCAAUACAUGCUAUUCUGCCAAAAAUUCACGCAAUUUCUUCAUCUUAUAUUUAUAUCGAUGAUUUAAUUGGGGCAAUCAUUGAAUUAAUAUAAUUAGCAUGUUAUAUAAAAAAAAUUGGGUAAAAUGGUACAAGUCGAUAUGAAAGUCACAAUGUAACAGCUGUUUCAAGUAUGACAGAUCGUAUAUUGGGUGUUGCCAAGUCGAAUGGAUGUACAAAUCAAAGCAUUGUUACGAAUUAUGAUAUCGAUGCUAUGACUACGGAGGAAAACUAAACGAUUAAAGAGAAUGCAUAAACAGAAAUUAACGAGUGCCACAUUCAAUGAUUUAUCGUGUGAAUGGGUUGUCGAGAAGAUUAUCUACGUGUUGAUAAGGUUAGGACAAACCUAUCAGCCAUGAAGACUCCUGUAUCUCAACAUUUAAAUGGGAGUAAUGGUCAGAGUGUUGCGUCUGAAAAGACAGCAUCAUAUUUGAUAUCACGUUAUAACAAUCCAUCCAAUAAUUAUCAUGUUUUAAAAGUGGCUGGACGUGAUUCCAAUUGUUACAUUGCCAAUAACAUUGCUCCAAAAAUAGGCAAACAGCAGUUAGUAUCAUUGAAUGGUGAUUCUGUAAGUUGUAACAGUGUGAAUGUAAACGAGGCUUUGGCAUGUGAUGUAGUUACUAUGCCAGCGGUAAAGACAAAAGCUUUAUGCGUACACAUUCGUGAAAAUAAAUGGUACGAUGCUGGCAAUGUAGUUUCUGUAGGGGUAGCAGGAACUAGUCUAAGUCAUGCCUUGGAGAGUAUGUCUUUGGCUUAUAAUCCUACUACAAAACAGAUAUAUUCUAUGGAAGAAAACGAUAUGCAUUACGACUGUAAAUCACAGUAUCUAGAAUCUCCAUGUAAUGGUAAAGAAUUGUCAGCUAGUAUAGUGUCAAAAAUUGAUGGAGAUAAAUAUAUGAAACUUGAAAGUGGCAGUGCAAAUAGUAGUCCUAGAAACAGUUUACCUCGUUCAUGUAGCAGUACAGUGUCUUCCCUUAGCGAAGUAUCACCUUCAGGAAGUUUCUUAGGAUCAGAUGAACAACAUAUUGUCGUAGAUAAACAAGAAAAAUCAAAGCGCUGGGGAUUAAAUACAUUGUUUGCAAAAAAUGUCUUUUCUUGGAAGAAUAAAGGUUCUCAACAAUCAACUCCUACAGGUAGCCCAUCGAGAAAUAUUGACAAAGUAGGAGGAAGUUUAGCUCUGAUACAACAGCCCAGACCAGCGAACUUACCUGCAAAGAAUGCUUUGGAGGAGGAACGUCAUCGUAAGCAAUACACUGCAAUUUUAGAAGCUGCGCGUAAAAGGGAGUUACGCGAAGAAAAAGAACGUAAACAACAAAGGGAACAGCAACUUAAGGAAGAAGAAAGAUUAGCUGAAGAUUCCCAUACAUGGAACGUUCAUGUGCUACCCAAGUUUGAAAGCGUUAAAGAUACAAAGAAAGUACGCGAACUAUGGUGGCGCGGUUUGCCACCAAGUGUGCGAGGCAGAGUGUGGAAAUUAGCUAUUCAGAAUAGUUUAAAUAUAACGCCACAUUUGUAUAAUCUUUGCUUGGACAGAGCAAUGUCUAAUCCCACAAAUGAAUCGUUAGCGGCGAUCAAAUUAGAUGUAUCUCGUACCUUUCCUACCUUAUGUGUCUUUCAAGAAGGUGGACCACUAUCAGAUAGCCUUCAAGGUAUUUUGGCAGCCUACGCCGUUUAUAGACCAGAUGUUGGCUAUGUGCAAGGAAUGAGUUUUGUGGGUGCUGUAUUAUCAUUAAAUAUGGAGCCCUCAGAUGCCUUUGCCUGCUUCGCUAAUCUCUUAAACCAUCCUUGUCACAGAGCCGCCUUUACCUUGGACCAAAAACGAAUGAAUGUGUAUUACAAGGUAUAUUCAAGCGCGCUUGCACAUAAGCUGCCAAAAAUAUUUUCUCAUUUCACAGUAGCUGGUCUUAGUCCAGACCUGUACCUGUUAGAUUGGUUGUAUACUAUAUAUGCCAAAGCAAUGCCUCUUGAUGUUGCAUGCAGGAUCUGGGAUGUAUUCCUCAGAGACGGCGAAGAGUUCCUUUUUAGAACGGCGCUCGGCGUAUUACAUUUGUAUCAAGAAGAAUUGUUGAAAAUGGACUUUGUACAUGGAGCGCAAUUCCUUACCAGAUUGCCUGAAAACCUGCAGGCAGAAGCUUUGUUUAACAGUAUUAGCCAAAUGUCUACUACUGUUGGAACUACAACAUUCCAGCAAAUGUUGAUACAGUUUUCUUCAGUGUGAUUUCCUAGCUCUGUUUAAGAGCUAUUUCAUUUAGUUCAUAAUUGUACAUUGCACAGAAAAUUUCUUCUUUUCUAGUGAAUCUGAUGAAGAAUAGUGUGUGAAAAUUUUAAAUAUAUGAUGUAUUUAAAUUUCGAUGAUGUCAAAAGGACAGAACGCACUCGCUAACCUGAUAGAAGGACCAACAGGUACAUACACCAUACCUACAUACUACAACGUCAUACGUCGUGGGGCGCAGAUAGAAGGCGAGUGGAGAAAUGAAAAGGAUAAAGGAAAACCGACAAAGGGAACGCAAGUGGAUACUCUUUGCCGGACGAGACAUCACUCAACUAAUCUUCCUAACUUUGACUUCUAUCCUUAAUUGGAGAGGAUCCAGAAACGAGAAGGUCUCGGAAAAGAGAAGGUAUGUACUAGGUUGUAGGUGAGCUGAGGGAAAUCCUCCGUUGGACGAGUAAAUAGGGUUUUUACUUCUACCAGUUUAUUUCCACGCCAUGUCACGCCACGCCACACAGCACGUCACGCUAUGCUUUCAUUUAGAUUCGACGUAGGUAUGAAACAUACGUAAAGGAGAAUUUCCCUUGAAUCUACGCUAGAGGUAAUUUCUCCUUUUCCUUCGAUCUACCACGAGAAAUACGUUCUCUGGACGUGUAACGAAUGGAUAUCCGAACGUACGUUCCUUUACUUCGAUCAUCCUUUGGCUAUGCUUUAAGAGAGAUACAGAUGGAUAGAGGGAGUACUUUCCAAAUUGUACAAAAUAGAGAAUCGUAAGGAUUCAAGGAGCUAAUGAAUAAGACUCAAAGUCUUUUGAGAACGUAAUCCUAACAAGUAUAAUAAAAGAUAUAUCGAAUGUUUUGACAAUAUCCGUUGCAAGAGCUUUAGAUCCGUAUGUAAUUAUCAGAACGACUCGUCCGAGGGGUGCACCAUGUUUGAGGAUCGAGUCCGAUUUCUGACAGGCGCAACGUGCCUUUUAAGGUUUAAUCUCUUCGUGGCGAUGUGUGGUUACGCUACGGUCCUCCCCCUUUUCUCUUCUUCGUACUCUCUCGCGGAACGUUGUUAACUUGGAGUCACGGGGUUACGCACCCUAGGAAUAGAGUCAAUAAAUUAGGGGAGUUAAUCCUAUCCAAGGUUGAAGUAUGAUUUAACGCGAGCCAGUUACCGUUCGCGAGCACGAAAGCCUCCUGAUUUUCAAGUUAUGAGAAUUACAGCUUUGCCGGGACCUGUAGAUUCCACCCUUCUUGAGCGAGGGGCUCAUUCUGCCUCAUCGACGACUAAAUACUUCCGGCAUUAAUGUCGACGGCCGUAGGAUUAAACCGAGUCGAAUUGCUGGAUUUCGAGCUGCUCGAGAUCUUCGAAGAAAUCUCUAUGUAAAUUAAGUGCAACCCUUUUGGACCAAUUUGAGUCCAACUAAUUUUUGUUAUCUUCUCCGAGUUUC